This is a messenger RNA of Gracilinanus agilis (Agile Gracile Mouse Opossum), 808 nucleotides long. RefSeq names its product myosin light chain 6 (gene MYL6). The record is from RefSeq and is a predicted model, not a curated record. Bases 129 to 584 code for a protein of 151 amino acids. The transcript is spliced from 7 exons. Gene Ontology annotation, molecular function: calcium ion binding; structural constituent of muscle. Gene Ontology annotation, cellular component: myosin II complex. NCBI's taxonomy places the organism in Eukaryota, Metazoa, Chordata, Mammalia, Didelphimorphia, Didelphidae.
CAUUACAGCAAAAGCAGCAGCAGCAGCAGCAGCAGCAUUAGCCCCCGCCUCAGCCGCGGCAGCAGCACACGCCAGCAGCAGCUUCAUCAAUAUCAGUAUCAGCAGUAUCCCCGCGCUGCAGGACCAAAAUGUGUGACUUCACGGAAGACCAGACGGCAGAGUUCAAGGAGGCAUUCCAGCUCUUUGACCGGACUGGGGAUGGGAAGAUCUUGUACAGCCAGUGUGGGGAUGUGAUGCGGGCCCUGGGCCAGAACCCUACCAAUGCUGAGGUGCUCAAGGUCCUGGGGAAUCCCAAGAGCGACGAGAUGAAUGUAAAGGUGCUGGACUUUGAGCACUUUCUGCCAAUGCUGCAGACGGUGGCGAAGAACAAGGACCAGGGCACGUAUGAGGACUACGUAGAGGGGCUUCGGGUGUUCGAUAAGGAAGGGAACGGCACCGUCAUGGGGGCUGAAAUCCGCCAUGUCCUCAUCACCCUGGGUGAGAAGAUGACGGAGGAAGAAGUGGAGGUGUUGGUGGCGGGCCAUGAGGACAGCAACGGUUGUAUCAACUACGAAGCGUUUGUGAGGCAUAUCCUGUCGGGGUGAAGGGCCCCGUGGGGCGGAGCUAGUGCGGAUGGUGCUGAAUGGCUGAGAACAGCGCCCCUUUUCCACCUUGCACCCCCUAACUUUCUCAGUGUGAAAAUCAUCCUCUGGCCCCUGAUGCGACUGAGUACAUUUUGGGGGCCACCAACAUCCCUACUCCCAAGCCCUGCCACAUGUCCCCUCUGGAUUUUUUGCUCUGCUGUCACCCAAUAAACUUGCUACUGCUC